CGGCGGGAAAGGCCGACCAGUCGGAGUAUGAACAACGCGGGCGACGAGAGCGUCGCCGCUGUUCUCGAGACGCUCCAUGCAAUGAAGCCCGAGAAGGCGAAGCAGCGCGCCGCCUCGCGCCUGCCUCCGUACCGUGGCACCCCCGUUAGAGCCGCGAGCACGAGCAGUUUGGUCCCGCGCCUUCGCAAGCCGAUCGAGAAGCCCGAUGCCCUCACGCGGUCGCAGGAGCUGCAGGUGGCGGUCACCGACCUCACACAGCGCUUGCGUGACAAGAGCGACCAGUGCGACGAGCUCCAUAGCUGUGUGAGCCGACUCAACAAGGAGCUGCGCCUCUCGGUGGACCAGGCCUCGCUCCUCCAGCACGCAGCGGCCGAAAAGGACAAGGAGAUUCAGACGCUGCGGGCGCACGUGGAUGACUUGUACCAAGUGCAGCAGCAGCUCCGCGCGGAGAGUCUCCAGUCCAAGGCCGCGCUCACCCGUCGGCAGUCGGAGGGCAUAAUGGUGCUGCCACCGCCGCCCGAAGCCGACGAGAUGCCGGUGCGACGGACGUCCGUGGCGCUCGACGAGACGAUGGAGUGUCUCCGCCUCGAACUCGGUCAACUCGAAGCGCAGUGCCAAGCGCAGUCCAGUGAGCUGACGCGGUCGACGGCCGAGAACGCGGCGCUGCUCGCGUCGAUGCGGCAGUGGCAUGCGAUGCUGUCGCUGCCGCCCCUUGAUGCGGACGAGGGACUCCACGAGGCGUUGACGCAGGCGCUGGCGCAGGAUACUUCGGCACAACGCCGUCGUCACGAUCAGCUUGUAGCAACCUGCGACGCCCAACGCAAGGAGCUUCUCGCGUUUCGUCUCGAGAAGGCACUGCAGCGUCGGUGCCGCGUGACCACCGACUCGAUCUACGACUUGGAGGCGCACGUCGAGGCUUUGGCCGCGGCAAAUGCGCAGUUGGCGGACGCUGCGCAGAACGAAGCGGCGAGAAGUGAGCUCUGGGCGACGCAAUGUAGCGUCGUGCAAGAAGCCCUCGAGGCGCUGAGCGACCGGUGGGAGGCCUCGCUCGAGGACGAGCGGCAGGCGGCCGACGAAAAGCUCAGCGCUGCCCACGAGCAUAUUGAAGCGGUUGAGCAGCAGCUGCACGACGAGGCUAGAGACCACGAAGCGGUGCUGGAGGCGUACGCAGCGUGCCAAGACGAUCUCGUCCAGGCCCAAGAGGCACUGAAUGCGGCGACAAACCACUGCGAAUUUGUGCAGAGCCAGCUCCAGAAGCUUCAGGUGACGCGCUGCCAGGCGCGCUGCCACUGCUGUGACGAGAGCACGCAAACAACGGCGACAACAUUGGCAUCGCCAUCCACGUCUUGCCAAGAAGACGUCAACAACAACGAUGCGACAAGUACAACUUUACGUGGCUUCCUGGCGGCGGGCGGCGUUGUCUCGGUGGUUAUGGACGGUGCCAGCGUCCUCCCCGGUGACGAAAGCACUCCAAGCAUCAACAGCGGUGACGCCACCGCUGCGAGCCACGACAAUGAGAAUGACACGACAGAAGAACGUAAGCAAGGACCUUCGCCGGUCAAGGCGACGUCCCAGUGGAUCACCGUGAUUGAAGCGAUGCAGGCCAACCACGAGCUGGAGCUCGACGUCCUUCGGUCUGACGUCGCAGACGCGCUUGCCAAGCUCGCAGCGCGCGACGCCGAGGUCGACCAGCUCGUCUUGGACCUCGAGGCGAGCCACUGCGCAGCGGGGAAGCUGCGCGUCGACUAUGACGUGGCAGCGGGUGAUGGCCCGUGGGAACGCACGACGUUUCCGCACACACCGGGCGGUCGUCUCCUUGCGGUCGCGUGCGAGUCUUUUGCAAGCGCCGACUGCGAGAGCCACACCGAGCGGAUGGCACCAAUGGCGGUCGUGCGCAUCGACGACAACUCGCCUCCACAAGAAGUCACAACCGCGCUCGAAGCGCGCGCGCUUGAAAUGGCUCUCGAAGAGCUGGAGCUGGCCCACGCCGACGUCGAGUCGCACCGCGCCUGCGUGCGCGAUGUUCAGAUGCAGCUUCUGGCGACAGAAUCGCAGCUCGCGUCGGCCGUCGAAACGAAUCACAUGCAGGCGGAAGAGACAGCAUACCAUCGCAAAUACCUCCUCCCGAGCUCCACACCCAACCACGUCGGUGAUAGCCGCACCCAGAUGGAGCAACUUGGCAUGCACUUGGAAGACCUCAGCGCGACGUUACUGGCCCAUACGGCGUCUGCCGAUGCGACUCAAAGGGCAAUGUCGCAUCUGCAAGGCGAGGCAGCCGUGCUGUCGACUCGUGUUGCCGAGGCCGACGCCCGCCUUGGACUGCUCACAUCGGCGGCGAACAACGCAGAAAUGACCAUUUUUUCGCUGCAAAUCAGCACAGCAACGCAAGACGCCGCGCUCGUCGAGGCCAACGCUGCGCUCGACAAGCAAACGAUGGAGCUCGCGACCUGCCACGCUGAGAACGCUAGCGCCCACGCUCGCCUCGCGGCGCUUGUGACCGACCACGCGGCGACCCUCGCGCAAAUGGAACAGCGCGCGAUGCAGAGCGAAGAGUUGUCGCCAGUACCAGGUUUGCAAGACCUUAUUACACGCCAAGAGAUGUGCUUGGCCACGAUGGCGGAAGAGAAAAUUGCACUCCUAGAUCACUUGCGCGCGCAAGCGACCGAGUUGCAACAGCUGCUCUCGCCAGACGCGCCACCGUUGGGUAGCAAGGCUGACGAAGCCCGUCCGACGCUGCUUCUGCACCAAGAGCUUGUCCAGGAACUCCAGUCUCUCGUGCGCACCUUGCAGUACGACGUUGAAAUGUACAAGGCGACGAUCGCAACUCUGGAGGCGGACCGUCGCGUGCUCACGUGCGAAGACGACGAGUGGCCGCGCCGCAUCGAGCUCUCGGCCGAGAUUCGAGCGCCAAUGGCCACCGAUGACGGCGACUUUGGUCCGUGGGAGUCGGACACGGACGAGUCGCCAUGCCUGGAGCGCAGGCUCUGGACGAUUCCCGAGACGAAUGACGACGUCGAGGGUGACGAGAGCGACGUUGCUGAUACCUCCGUAAGCCCCAGCGCUGGAUCGGGAACAGAGCUAGCAGCGCUACGCUCCGAGCUGGAGCGUGCGACUGGCGAUCUGAUGACGGCGCCGAUGAACACGGAGGUGCUGCAGCGCCUUGCCAACCACCUCGACCAGCACAACGAUGCACUGCAUUCGACGAGCGAGUCCGAGUCUGAGAUUGUGGCGCUUCUGCACCACACCCAGAGCCUCCUUACACGUGUCCUCACGACGGCGGCGACAGCCAACGAUCCGGUGGCAACUGACAACAACAACACCGACAACGACGACGAUGACGACGACGGCGAGACGGACAACGACACGACGCCCGACGAGGCCGAGUGUCGCAUUUGUUGCUGGGAUGCCGUAGACGCGUCGACGACUGACAUUGGUGGUGUCGACAGUGAGGAGCCAGCACCCAUCGGGGUUGUCGUGGUGCACAUCGGCAGCCACGAGAUCCAGGCUGGCGUUGUACGGAGUGGCACAAGCCCGAACCUUCCCGACCUCCGGCUCCUGGCCAAGCACGUUGACACGCGGACGCCUGCGGAACCGCUCCUGCGCCUCGGUGCGAUCCAGGACUUUGACGCGUUCGAGGCGACGCUGCGCCGCGUCUUUUCGCUCUUGCAGGUGGCGCCGCCAUUGUACAAGAUGAUUCUCUUGCACAAACCGUCCAUCUCGCCGCUCGAGAAGGAGCGCCUCGUCGACAUCGCCAUUGAGCACUGCCAUGCAUCGAGCGUCAACCUCGUGACGUACGCCCAAGUCGCGCUCGUGGCCGCCGGACGCCACACGGGCCUCGUCGUCGAUCUGGGCGUCGACACGCUCUACGUGGUGCCCAUCUUUGAAGACAUGGUGCUCGAACAUGCCGUCGUCAAGCUCGCGCUCGCGUCGCCCGUGUGGACAGCCUCCGAGACGCCCGAGACCGCGCUCGACCGCCUCUUUGCACCCGACGCCGCGCAGUGCGCCAUGGGCGUCGUGACUGCGAUCCUCCAAGUGCUGGGGCUAUCGACGCCUGUGAUCCAUGGCACGCUCGUACGUCACAUCGUAUUGACCGGCGGCCCGGCGUCCGUCGCCGGUCUCGCGGAUCGCCUGCAUCGCGAGCUCACCGAGUGCGUCGCAUCCAUCGACACGGUGCCGCACCCGACGCUGAUCCAAGUCCACGUCGCGCCAGAGACCCUCUACCACGGCGCGGUCGUCCACGCGCAGAAGCUCUCGUCGCACAAGUGGAUCACACGCGCCGACGUGCGCCACGACGGCGCGGCCAUCGUGCAUACGAAAUGCUUUUAAGAUUCGCGUAUCGUACCGUUCUGCGCGUCCGCC
Molecule: messenger RNA, 4359 nt
Organism: Saprolegnia diclina VS20
Lineage: Eukaryota; Oomycota; Saprolegniomycetes; Saprolegniales; Saprolegniaceae
Exons: 10
Coding region: 28-4326 (1432 amino acids)
Source: RefSeq, a predicted model, not a curated record